Rhodamnia argentea is the source of this 2624-nucleotide messenger RNA. Its product is annotated as RING finger protein B-like. The transcript has 11 exons. Gene Ontology annotation, molecular function: protein binding. Bases 274 to 2181 code for a protein of 635 amino acids. Lineage: Eukaryota; Viridiplantae; Streptophyta; Magnoliopsida; Myrtales; Myrtaceae. The record is from RefSeq and is a predicted model, not a curated record.
CUCUUUUGCAUUCACUCGCAAAAUCCAUCGUUCCCCUCGGCUUUCCCACAAAGGACAACAGCUUUUGCUGCUUCGUCGACCUUUGUUCAGGUCUUGGGCUCUCUGCCUCUGCAUGACACCAAAGAGAAACCCCUUCUCCAAUCCUUCAAGCCCGAGUCUUCUUCUCCAACUUCAAAAUCCUACUCUUUUUCUUCAAGGGCUUCCGCCUUCUCGCGCUUUUUAGGCGCCUCCUGUUGUCCGAUUUGAUUUUUUUUUUUGUCCUGGAAAGGGAAAAUGAGGUGGGAGAGAGUCCCGUUGCCGCAAGCCCAGCAACCAGAGCAAGGCAGAGAGGAGGCGGGUGGCCCCGGGAAGAGGUGGGGCCACACUUGCAACGCCAUCAAAGGGGGGAGGUUUCUCUACGUGUUCGGUGGCUAUGGCAGAGACAACUGCCAGACCAACCAAGUUCACGUCUUUGACACUGGUGGGUCUUCGAGUUUAUCUUCUGGAGAUUCUUGUUUUCCGUCAAAGUUUGCAUUUUUUUUUCCUGGAAAUGUCUUCGAUUUAGAUUGGUAUGCUCUACUUGGUGCUGAGAGAAAGAUUGUGAAGCAAACAUGGAGCCAACCCACGAUAAAAGGCACGCCACCUGCUCCAAGGGAUAGCCAUAGCUGUACUAAUGUUGGUGACAAUUUGUUUGUGUUCGGUGGGACGGAUGGCAUGAACCCUCUCAGGGAUUUGCAUAUACUAGACACUUCUUCCCAUACGUGGAUAUCACCAAGUAUAAGAGGGGAGGGACCGGAGGCAAGGGAGGGUCAUAGCGCAGCACUUGUGGGUAAAAAGCUGUUCAUAUUUGGUGGGUGUGGAAAAUCUCCAGAUGAUGAUGAGGAAGUAUAUUAUAAUGAUCUCUACAUAUUGAACACAGAGACAUUUGUAUGGAAAAAGGCUAUGACGACUGGUAUCCCACCUUCAGCACGUGAUAGCCAUAGCUGCUCAACUUGGAAGAACAAAAUGAUUGUGAUUGGUGGUGAAGAUGGACGUGAUUACUAUUUGUCCGAUGCCCAUAUUCUUGAUGCAGAUACCCUGAUGUGGAAGGAACUGAAUACCACCGGCCACAUGCUACCCCCUCGUGCUGGACAUUCGACUGUUGCUUUUGGGAAGAUUCUGUUUGUUUAUGGGGGAUUCACAGAGGCCCAAAAGCUAUAUGAUGAUCUGUUUAUGCUUGAUGUUGAAUCUGCUAUAUGGUCCAAGGUGACUACUGCCAGUGCUGGACCUUCUGCCAGAUUUUCUAUGGCUGGGGACUGUCUGGAUCCAGUAAGGAGUGGCGUUCUUGUCUUUGUGGGUGGUUGCAAUAGGAGUCUCGAGGCUCUUGAAGAUAUGUAUUACUUACAUACAGGACUCACUAGGGAACAGGAGCCAAGGCUAGAGAAGCUAUCCUUGAGAAAGAAAUUGAAGCUGAAGUGCCAAGAACAAAAUUUGACUCUAGGACAGGAUAAAGCUUUGGUGCAAGUUGGGGUGACCACAAGCACAUUUCAACCUGUGCCACUAUCAAUCUAUGGUCAGCCAGGUGCUCAUAGUUAUCACUCCUACCAAUCAGGAAAUGUCCAAGGUAAAAAGAUAUUUCAAGCGAGGGUGACCGAGAAUUUGGGUGAUCGAUACACCAUUGAAACUGUCAUAGAUGGAAAACCUCUCCGGGGAAUUUUAUUUUCCAAUAAGCCUACCACUCUCCCUAUACCUUUUUCAAGCUCCAGCAGCAGGAAAAGAACUUAUGGAGAUUCAAGCACUGGUAUGCCAAAUGGUGAUUAUAAUAGUGAGUCAAAGGCUUCUAGAGGUAUCCAGCCAGAGUCAAUCGAUGAUGGGCAAGCUGAUGAUGUGCAUGGAAAAGAAGCCUCUUCCAAGGAGCCCCAUUCAGAACCUCCUGGUCCGGUUCCUGUUUCUAAUGUGACACAGCCUUCUGAUGGCUCUGACCUUGAGAAGGUACCUGCAAAGCAAGAAUUAUCACUGCAGGCUUCUAUCAAUUCCAAAGAUGAUCGGAUGGAUGAAGCUCCAAAUUUGAAUUUGGAAGUUCCAAAAGAGAGUGCAUCUCCAUCAACCAAGGACUCUGACGUAAUCUCACAGAUUAAAGAUGAGAGGACAUCAGGCCAAGAUGAAAGAGGUGAGAGGACAUCAGGCCAAGAUGAAAGAGGUGAUUUGGCAAAAUCAGUUUGAAUCAGGGUUCUUGCACAAUUCCUUUCGAUCAGUUGGUCCUCUUCACAUAUUCCCCACGGAAGCCAAUUUCGACUGUACAUUCAUCAAGUUGUCCCAGAUGCAUUUGACAGCUGACAGGGUCUUCAAGCUAACUAUAGAGAUCUAACCUACCCUCUUGAUCUUCGUUUUGCAUCCUGAUCUCCGCUCGAUGAGUUAUUGCCAGACUUCUCUUCUCGUAGUUUUGUUCUUCGUCUUAGUAAGCAUGCCGGGGCUUUUGGUGACAGUGGCAGUUCCAGGAAGAAACUGCACCAUAGCUGAGGAAUCAAAGCUUGCCGUGCUAUUUGAGGUCUGGUUCACCCUGAAUCUCGUUAUGCAGCUACUUGAAUUUGACAUGUAUGACCACUUUUAUUCGCCAUGAGAAGAGACAUCAGAAUUUUUCUUAUUUAUGAUAAAGUAUUUCAUCA